CGUGCCGGCUGUCUCCGUCAUUGGAAUCAGCAAUUGGAGAUUGGAUAUUAGUAAAUCUAGUAGGGCAUUGCUAGUUCAACGCCCAUUGUUUGCCAAAAAUGAUCUGGUCAAUACUGCGAAACAUUUGCUCAGCCAAACCAAAUGUUUUGAUGACAUGGAUAGCUUCUUAAAGAAACUUGCGGAUUCAUAUCUUCAUUAUAUGAAGAAUCAACGAUUAGUCAACUUUCAUGGUCUUCGAGAUUAUUACUUUCUUGUUAAGAGUAUAAGAAGCAUGUUCAAGAGUGACCAAAAGCCAAAUAUUCAACUAGCACUAGCUCGAAAUUUCGGGGGAGCCGACAACAUGGAAGAGCUGUGUACUAUAUAUUUUCAAAAUAUUUUGAAACCGUCGCAUACUCAUGAAUUUAUUUACACUUCGAUAUCCGUAAAAAAACUUAUUAAUGCAAACCUUGCAGAAAAAGAUUCCCGACACCUUAUGCUCAUAGGAAAUAGCAAUGCCAUUGUGACUCUUCUUACAUACCAGCUCCGUCAACAAAAUAUCGAAUCGGUCGCGGUUAUUGGGUCACAAUUCCCUGACGAUAAGGACGGCGGGAAAUAUUCGUACGCCACUCUUGAUCGCUUAAUGAUGUGCGUGGAAACAGGAAAAUGCGUAAUAUUAACGGACCUUGAAAUAAUUUAUGACUCUCUCUACGAUUUGUUCAAUCAGCAUUGCAUAACGGAAGAGAAUUCAAGUGACGAAAACAAUCAAAGGAGUUAUACCAGAAUUGGCAAUGGUCCAUACUCCAAUCCUAUGUUGUAUGUACAUCCGAACUUUAGGUGCAUUUUGGUGCUGGAUGAGACAAAGUUACCGUUUGCAGAUCCAACCCUCUUGAAUCGCUUCGAAAAACAAAAGCUUACGCUUGAAGAAACCCUCACCGAACGUGAAGCAAUAAUUUUCACCCGCCUAAAAGAUUGGACACAUCUAAUCUCAUCCAUUUAUGAAUUAAGCGACGAGGAUGCCGAAAGUCACCACUUCAAAGAAGAAGACAUGUUUAUUGGAUUUUCGUCUGAAGAGACACUGCAGAGUCUGAUUAUAGACCAGUGUGAAAAAAAUCCAGAUUCAGAUGAUGACACAAUCAUUUCUUUAUGCAAGGAAUCUUUAAUCUCUAUCGCCUCUUCAGACAGCAUUAUAAGGGCUGAUAAAUCUCUUUUGAAGCUAAGUGAUGCUUUGGAAGUAAACAAAUGGCAACAAGUCUACUUUCAGAAUCAACGGCAUGGUAAUAUUCGAGAAUUUUUUGGUGCACUAUUAAGUGAUGACUCGACCGACCCUUUAACAAUCAUAAAUACCUUCUCAAAUAUUAACACCGACAUUAAAUUAUGUUUGAAUGGAAUUUUGAGUUGUCAGGUAGAUAAAUUAUCAACCUUCAAGUCCGAAGCCAAACUUCAAGACCAGAUUAAAAGUUUUUAUGAAUCCAAGAAUAAUUUGUACAUUCUGCAAUGCGAUCUUUCAACUGUGAACGCGGGAUGUAUUCGACUAGCAAAGUUUAUGAUUGAGCAGUCUCAAAAUGAGUUCAUGAAUAAGGAGGAUCAACAAAAUAUCGACAGACCGAUUAAGAGCGCAUGCAUAAUCCUUCAUUUUAGUAGAAAUUUCGAAGAGAAUAUCGCAAAUUUAUUCAAUUUCAUGUGCGGCUGGAAUCAAGUUACCAUUGAGAACUUAACUGCAUCAAAUUCACUUUCACUAUUCAUUCAUCCAACCGUCGGGGAAAUUCCCAACGAAAAUUUAUCAUUUGAACAGAUGUUGAGUCAGGAAUUGCCAUGGUGUUUGCUUUGCAUGAAGCAUCCCCCUUCUAAGAAGUCGGUUGAGCAUAUAAGACAAUUAGCUCAAGACAUUCCAAAAAACGCGAGAUUGGUUGAAUGUUUGAAACUUCGAACCGAAGAAUGGUUGCGAGCCAAUUCUUCGAAUCAAUUGCAAAAGUCGUCAACGCAUAUGCGCACCUUGAUUCGAAAACCGAUCGCAAAGCUACUUUAUAUUCUUGAACGAUAUCAUGCAAUCACGUUCCUUUUUUCGUGGGAUGAUGAUACCGAUGGUCUAAAUAAAAAUGAUUUAUUUAAAUUUUGGAAACAGAUAUUUAUGAAUAAAAAGAUAGUAAACAUCGAUGAUAUGGUCAUGGAUCCUCAACCAGAUUUGUACGCUGUCUCGGGUAAUUACCUGAAUCUCAAAUUUCCAUUUUCAUAUUAUUUCAUGGAACAAAUAGAUAAACACAAGGAACUUUACCACGGAGAACUUGAUCUCAUGCGCGAAGAGCCCGAUAAUUUAGAUGAAUGUGGAAAUUUACGUCCGGAGGCUGUAACCCAAUUUCUCGAAAAAUUUUCCGAGGGCAUUCGAACGACGAUCGCGGCAUUAACACCAACAAUUUUGGCACUCGCCAGAAGUCUAUAUUUUGAAGAUUUCAUCACGGUCUCUUCUGUCAAUGCAGGAUAUUCUAAUGAAUCCGACAUAAAGCUAUUUCAGUUUUUAUUUAGUCGUUCGUGUGAGGCCGAGGUGUUUAAUGACCCGAUUAGAUUGCACAUAUUCUGGUGGACAAAUUCCGAGACACUUGUUUCGAAAUUUAAAUUGGCGCAAAUGCUUCCACCGAAUUCUCUCGAAGACAGUGUCUUUACUAGUAAUGAACAUUUUAAGAGUCAUCUUAUAGAUCAUGUUUGUAAAAUGAUGCUUGAAAAGAUUAUGAAUUUAGGUGAAUCUGCAGACAAUGUCAAAAAUAUUAUGAAUUUAGGAGGUGAAUCUGCAGACAAUGUCAAAAAUAUUUUACAGGAUUGGCAACUCCAAGUC
Molecule: messenger RNA, 2806 nt
Organism: Acaulospora morrowiae
Lineage: Eukaryota; Fungi; Glomeromycota; Glomeromycetes; Diversisporales; Acaulosporaceae
Source: the annotation of a GenBank genome assembly